GGUCGGUAGUAGAUAGCUGCAUUCUGCAAAGUAAAUCAGUGUCAUAUUCUCGCGGCAGAUGGCGCGUAUUUUUUAUCACAGUCAACGAAAGCUUAUCGUGUCAGUCGUUUUCAUUGUACAUAUUAUUUCGUUUUUCUACCACCAUGACUCGUAAUCCGACUGAUAAUUAUUAUCAUCAUUAGGUAUUGUUUGUUAGUCUAAUUUUUUUUAAAUGUUGCUUCUUGCUUAAUAGUUAAUACACUUAUACACAUACGCUUCUGUUGCCCAGUCGUUCUGUGUUUUAUUAAUUAUAAUCGUAGUUCAUCAAUAUUACACAUAAUAUUUAUAUGUAGAGGACUGUUGUGGACUCCCGAUCGUCGAGAUGAAUGUCAAGAAGAAGAUCUUGCCAGCGAUAUGCUUGGUAUCCGCAUACGUGCACUGGAUCAAGCCUCGUCUGCUGUCCGAUUCCGCGUCUAAAAGUGGCAAGUCGCUGCUGUUGAACCUUUGCGCCCGUUCCAGAUUUCUCAUACCCAUGAUGGUGUUUACUGCGUUUUGGCUGUUUGAUACACAGAUGCAAAUUGAAGCUUCUAUCAGUUUUACGUUCAGUCGCAACGUUCAAAUAACUAUUGGUGCACCCGAAGAGGAAGUCAGAGUACAUAAUAUGGAUGAGGAUGACGACGAUGACGAUGACGAUGACGAUGAUGAUGAAGGUGUUGAUGAUAGCAUUGAUUCAUAUUCAGAUAUAUCUUCCUCUUCUGAUGUCAGCUUGAUUGCAUUUGAAGACUUGCAAGUAGCAUUGCAAGAGUAUGUCAAUAAUCAAAAUGACAGGAUUGCUAUUAGACGUUCCGUUCAUCAUGAUCAUCACGAGCAAUAGAAAUAACACUAAGCGAGUUGAAUGAAAGAACGGUUUUUUGCCAUCCAAAAGAAUGGAGUAGUAUUUUACUAAGUCAUAAAUUAACUACUCUAAAUGUAAUAUAUUUUGUUUUUGUUUAAUAAGGUACUAAAAUACCAUAAUUUUAGAGUUUAAAUAAAUUGCGUAUACACGCGUGUUAAUGGUUGUGUGUAUAUUCACAUAUUUGACUAUUAUUGACACGUUUCAAUGUUUAUAUUGUAUACUUACGUACUAUAUAAUAUUAAGUGUGUAGUAACUAAUUUGAACCACAUAUUAUACCGGUGGUCUUGUUUACGAUGUUAAAGAAUUAUCUGAUUUCUGCUUUAAAAAUAUUAACGAUUCGCGAAUUCAACGCAGUGAGAAAAUACUUGGAUUCCAUUUUUUUUUGCGUCGUGAACACCUCAUAUAUCUCCGACUUUAUUCCUCGAAUCGUGUGACAGCCCAGUAGUAUAUAUAUAUAUUAUUAUAUUUAUUUAUUUAUUUUUCUCAUUCCCAACUUAAAUAAAUGUAAUGUAGGUAUAAUAGAUGUACACACAUAUUAUAAUAUUAUAUGUUAAUAUUUAUUAUAGAAUAGGUACGUACAUUUGAUAAUAUCCUUAAUGAGUAUGAUAAUUUCACAAUAAAUAACAAAUUACAAAUUGUUAGAUUUUGAGCACUUACAUUUUAAAGAGUAUUUUUUCUAUCGGUAUAAUAGGUGGUUCAAAACAUAAUUUUAAUUAUGAAUGUGAGUGAACAAUGAACAUACAUCAACAACAAUGAGAAGACUGAUGUAAAAACUAUUACUUGGCAGUAUUUAAGAUUUCUGAACAUUAAUUUUUAUUCAAUGUAUGAAAUUGCAAUUGUAUUUUAAUCUUGUAUAGCAUUAAAAAUACUACACAUUACAUAAACUUAUAUAAUAUGUAUAAUGUGUGUGUUUAUUUAAUAUAUAGUAAGUACUUAUAUACGAUAUUUAUAAUAUAAGGUUAAUAUAUUUAAUUUUUUUUUUAUUGUAUACAA
Messenger RNA from Aphis gossypii (cotton aphid), 1867 nucleotides. RefSeq lists its product as uncharacterized. The record is from RefSeq and is a predicted model, not a curated record. NCBI's taxonomy places the organism in Eukaryota, Metazoa, Arthropoda, Insecta, Hemiptera, Aphididae. The transcript has 3 exons. The coding region runs from base 362 to 853 and encodes 163 amino acids.